UGGAAGACCUGCCGACCGAGGCAUGACGUCACUUCCUGCUGGUUCGGAAGAGGCGGAGCCAGGACUUCUCUCCGCCCCCAGGGGUCAGGUGGGGGCGGGGCUACGGUGCCAGGGAUGCUCUGGUCCUUUUCAAGCUUCUCAGCUGUGGGAAGGUAUUAUUCACUCUCUUCAGGCCCAAGUGGAAAUGAAAAGAAGGAGGCAUCAUUUAAGAACAUACAAAGACUGUUUUACUGGUUCUGAUGCUGUCGAUGUGGUCUUAAGUCAUCUUAUGCAAAACACGUGCCUAAGUAGCAACGACAUCUCUCGUCUUAAAGGAGUUCAUCUUUGCCAAGUUUUAAUGAAUCACAAAGUAUUUGAACUAGUAGGAAUGAAGAAGCUUUUCAAAAAUGAAAAGGAAUUGGAAUUUGAAGAUUCCAACAAUAGUCUCUACAGAUUUCUAGGCAAUAAAUCAUCUUAUGCUCACUGCAAAACACAAAAGGAUGCUGAGAAUGAGUUCACUGAUGAAAUAAAAGCAAAAGUACCUUUAAGGUUAGUGUUACCUAAGAUACUGUAAUAUAUUUUCUUUAUAUCCUAGAAGAACUAUAUUGAGCUAAACUCAAAUGCUUACUUUGUUUUUUUCAGAAGCCAAUAAAAGA
This is a messenger RNA of Cebus imitator (Panamanian white-faced capuchin), 635 nucleotides long. RefSeq names its product DEP domain-containing protein 4-like. Lineage: Eukaryota; Metazoa; Chordata; Mammalia; Primates; Cebidae. Gene Ontology annotation, biological process: intracellular signal transduction. The record is from RefSeq and is a predicted model, not a curated record. The transcript is spliced from 2 exons. The coding region runs from base 23 to 553 and encodes 176 amino acids.